CGGGACCUUGAACUGCUGCAUUAUGGGAACGGCGCCUGACGUCAGAGUUUGGAAUUUCAUGGCGGACAUCAACGAGACGGAAGCGAAGUCUGGGCAAAAACUGGGCGAUAUUUCCCUUCUAAGAUGGUCAAUGCCCUGUAAGAACAUAGCAUAGGGAGGACAGAUUAUAACUGAGGCCGACUGGUGUGGUUCAGUGACCGAGAGGAGGUAUUUUCCCUUGUUUAGAGCCACGAUCUGAUGGCAGUGUUUUGACUAUGUUUUGGAGAUGAGAUGAGAGGUGCGGCAGGCAGCAGGACCUAGCGGCCCGCUAUGGACCAGUCCACGGCCUCCGUGCAGGCCCUCCUGCGGGCCUGUGAGCAGGGAGACCUGGCCGCCGUGCAGGCCCUGCUGGACCAGGGGGUACCGGUGGACGCCGCGGAUGACGAGGACGUGACGCCGCUGCAGACCGCCGCGGCCUACGGGCAGGACUCAGUGGUGCGCCUGUUGCUGAUGCGGGGCGCUGCGCUGGAGAAACCCAACCACCACGGAUGGACACCACUCCUACAGGGUGCCAGGAAUGGCCAUUUGAGUGCAGUGGAGCUGCUGCUACAGAACAAGGCAAACCUCAACCAUCGCAGUAAGCUGGGGGCCACGGCGCUCACGCUGGCGGCGCGCGGCGGUCACGCCAACGUCAUCCACAUGCUGCUGGAGGCGGGGGCGGACAUCAGCGAGGCAGAGACCCAGUGGGGGAUCACGCCGCUCAUGGUCGGUGCCAUGUACGGCCACGACAGCGUGGUGCGGUUACUCUCACCCAUCGAUCCCGGCGGGCUCCAGCCGCCCCACACGCCCGACAUGACGGCAUGGAACGCGCUGAUGCUCGCCACGUGGAACGGACACCUGAGCACCAUGCAGCUACUUGUGGAAAAUGGGUACGACCCAAACAGGACCAAUAUACUGGACCAGACUCCCUUAGAACUUGCCAUAUCGAGAGGGAACAAGGCGAAAGAUAUCAGAGGAUACCUGGAGAAAAGGACCAGACGGAAGCCAAGACUUGUUACUGAUGAAGAGACCAAACCAGACAUCAUAGAAUCUGCCAAAACAGGUAACAUCAAAAGAAUAAAAGAGCUCCUGCUUGAGGACAUCAGCCUUCGCAAUGCGUCCUGUACUCAGGAGGGAGGAGCCACGCCGCUCAUGUUCGCCGCCAUGCACGGUCACAUGGCUGUGGUACAGCUCCUCGUGGAGAAGGGCGCAGACAUCAACAAACAAGACACCAUCAGUGGAUGGACAGCACUCAUGCAGGCUGUCUACUAUGGGAAGAAAGCAGUUGCAAAAUACCUGAUAACAGCAGGUGCUGAUGUCAACAUCCAGGCCAUGAAUGGCUGUACAGCCUUUGAUAUGGCUUCACUUAUAGAUGACAUUGACACUGAGCUGGUGAGAUUGCUGGCUGCAAAGGCCAUGAAAGUCAACAAGCCACAGAAGGGGCGAUCUUCUGCUUGGAUUACACCUUCUACUAGCAGCUCCAACUCCAAAGCUGCCCUCAAUGGUGGAAAUAUUCCCUCUACCUCUGAGGAGAAUGUGAGAGGCUUGAGGUCAUGGUGGAACCGUAUGUCGAAUCGCUUCCGAAAUCUGAAGAUCACACGAACGUUGCGAGGCAUUAACAAGUUGGCUCCCUUCAAUGACGAAGAGGAUAUCAACGACAUGACACUACGUAGCCCCCAACAACAAGAAAGUGCCAACAGACCAGAGCAGCCCAAAAGAACCAUAACUAGUGCCUUCAACAGCAUAGGUGACUCAGGGAUGGGUAGCAGUUCUCUCUACACUAUGAAUUUGAACUCAGGCCCAGCCUCCAAACUGCCCAAUGACAUGCUCCUGCCAGUCAUCCCCCCGUUCCUGCCACCACCGACUUUUGAGUUGAACAACACAGACAGACCCCGCAUGAUGUAUGGUUCCAGAACAUCACUAUCAGGAAGCAACGGGAGCUCCAGCAACAAGACCCUGCUGAGACCCAGCCGUUUCCUGGCCACGUCGGGAAGUACCCACACCAGUCCCAACAACUCCUCACACUUCCACACCCACAGCCCCACCUCCUCCGGUGGAGCCAGUACUGUCAGCGGCAUCUACCCUCCAUCCAGGAGAAACAUCCUCACUGGGUACGGGGGAGGCUCUCUAGCCCCCAUCCCUGGUCAGGUCUCCUACCCAGACACAGGUUUCCUUCCUCACAUCACAUCUCCCAACAAGAGAAACACGGCCAGGUCACCUGCACAGUCUAUCAACAUACCCAGCGUGGUUUUGAGCCAGGAGAUCAUGUACCUAAGUCCUGAAAUGGCACCGGUUACGUCCACGACGGCCACCAUCCAUCCUGUGGUGAUGUCCACCAUGAAGACCUCAGCCUCCAGCAGUUCUCUCAGUGGGUCAUCCUCCAAGACGAAGAGACCGGCGUCAGGUGGGACCUCCAGAAGCAGCACUCUCACACCAUCACCUUCUCCCACCCGCAAGGGGAGUGGGGACGAGAAGAGGCACAGCCUAGGUAUCGGCAAGGUGCAGCCACCGAGGGGAAGCUCAAGUGCGACUUCAUCAGAAGAGGAUGAUGUUUCUGCACUCCUCAAGAAGCUGUCACUAGAAAGAUACAGAGCCAUCUUUGAGGAGCAAGAGGUGGACAUGGAGGCAUUCCUUACACUGACUGAUGAAGACUUGAGAGAACUCGGAAUCUCUUCUGAAAGACCCAGGAGGCAAAUUCUUUCUGCCAUUGGAGAACUGAACUCUGAAAAGGGAAGGGAAAGGCAAUUUUACAGAGAAACUCUCAACAACUUCCAGCCAGCCAUUGGAACUGGCAUGGGUGGUCCUGGCAGCCUAGUGAACUGGAAUAUGUCCCAGCAAACAGUGCAGGCUGUCCGUAAAGCUUAGUAGAGACGCCAUGUACAUGUACAUGGAUACGGAUCAAGGCACAAGACUAUACUGCAAAUACACAACGUACCAGACAUAUCCAGACCAUGGACUGUUGUUGGCUUCAGAUGAUAUCAAAGUGUGAACUAGCCAUUUUCUCCUUCACCAACAUUCCUUUGACAAGAGAAACAGAACAUAGACUGUUGUUUUAAGUAUAUGAGAUGUAGAUAUUAGUGUUAACUUGGAGAAACUAAAGAGUAUUUAUUACUUGCUGUAGGAUGACCCUGUCUGGUAGUCUGACGUCCAGGUCUGGGCUCAUUUGUGUUGGUUCAAGUCACCUUGUGGGUAAACUUUUAAACCUAUAGUAUGAUAACACUGGGCAAGAAUUUCUAAAUGUGGCAGGUGCAGGUCUUGUAUCAGUAGUGUUUUCUUAUGGGUAGUUCCUACAAAAUACAAAAUUCCCAACAUGUUACAUAGCUAUCAGCACUUUUCUAAACUGAUCAACUUACUACUCAAUUACAUCUACUAUAUCGAUGUAAACACAUGCAUUGGUCACAAGGAAAGGGUGAGCAUCUCCAGAAGGUGUUAGUCAUCUUUUAUUAUCUUUGAACAGGAUUACCCAGUCUAGACAUAUGUACAUAGUACAUAAUCUCAAUUAUGCUUAUCCAGCAGUCAUAACUGUUUUCUGUUGUAGGAUAGGCAGAUCACACCACAGCUGUUACACCCCAUUCAGACCAGACUUAUAUUAAGCGGUUUCAACUGGUUUUUCAAAAACCGGUUUUUAUUUAACCUAGUGUGAAUGCAAAUCAACCGGUUUUUAGGGGUUUAAAUCCGAUUUUCAAAAACCACCUCGGGAGGUGGUUUUUGAGGGGCUUGUCCACAGAAAAACCUGGUCUGAACGUUAAGGGUUUAUUGAACCGGUUUUUGCAUCAUAAUUCUGGGGUCACGGGGUCAGCAUCCUGACCGUGUGCAACCUCCAAGCUUUUUGAUCGUGUUGUUUUGACCAAGUUGAGUUUGUUUCCACUGUUUUUCCACGGUUUCUCUUCAUUUUGCGAUGGAAUCAGCAUACGCAACCUGGUCGGUGGACAAGACGCUCCUGAUACUUAUUUUUGGAGAGCAGGAGUCGCAGAAUUCGAAAAAGCUGGGGGGGGGGGCGUCUAACCGAAAAAAAAUGUUGGAGGAGCUUGCAGACAGCAUACAAGAACCUAAAGACGGCAUACAAGAAGGCCCAGGACAACAAUCGGAAGAGCGGGAGGAACGGAUAUUCAAAACUGCAGUCAUGGCCGAUUCAUUGGAUAUUCACUGGACAGGAUUUUUACAAAACCGGUUAUGAAAAGUCUGAUAUGAACGCUAAGGGUUUUAGCCGGGUUUUCCUCCACUAAUUAUUCAGCGGUUUCAACCGGUUUUUAAAAGUCUGGUCUGAACGGAGUCUAGUCUAAUGGCUGGUAUGAAUGUAGACGUGUGAUUUGCACUAAACACAAAUAUGUUGUACAGUAAAUGUAUGAAAUGGCCUCCUGUUUUGGCAUCAGAAACAUAUCCUCGUAUUGUGGAAACUUGGAGAAUUCCUGCAAUCAGAGUAUUUUCAAUAGUCUUACUUGCAUAAUGAUAUCUGUAAAUAUAUAUACCAAUCCUGUAGUAGAUGUAAGAAAUAUGUGUAUAUUCUGCCCUAGUAAGGCUGCAAGCAAUGCUUUAAGUGUUUUAUUUUAAAUGGCAAGCCUUGAAAUGGCGAAGCCUUUUUAUUAACACAGCCCAUAAAAAGCACUGAAAAACAUGAUGUAUUUUGAAUUUGCAUUAGAUGAAAUCUGCAUUCAGCAGCAUACUGUAUUUUAUGUGAAUACUAGUGCAAAACGAUUUUUGUGUUUCAACUGUAGUGUGAUAUUGUGAACAGUGAUGUCAUACAGUCUUUCAACUUCUGUGGAAUCACUUAUUGUCAUGUUGUCUUUCGUCAGUUUAAGUAUUGUCAUACAUGUAGAUGUAUGUUUGCUGCCUUGCAGUACUGUUUACCAAGAGAUGAUCAUAAAAGAUGAAAUAUAAAACAAUAUAUUUCAUCCAUACCAUGGUAUGGAGUGAAAUAUAAUAACCAUGUUUGCAGCAAAAUGGUGCAAAAUUAGGUUUAGACAUGCCAAAUCAACUUCCCAAUAUUACUCUUACAUUCUUACUAGCUUGAAAAAAAGACCCCAAACAUAGAUUGUUUGCUGUAGGACAACUUAAGGUAGACAUUGUAUGCAUUACUAACUUCCAGACUAUUACAUCUACAUUUCUGAAGGACAUACUGUAACAGUAUUAUGUGUACAGUACCAAUAACUACUGGUAGAUAUCAACCUGUUGAUGACACAGCUUUUUUUCAGUCAAGUACAUUGUAGAAUCAGGGUGUGUGUGCCGGGGGUAGGUACAUGUAUGACGAGGACACUGCACAUAACUUUUCAUUGUGUUAUUGUCACAAAUAACUGCUUGGGUGUUUAAAUUUACUCCUGAUUGUUAUCCCAGUUUGCCCUACCAUUGCUGAACACGUCUGAAAUUGCUGAUCCAGUAUUUAUUACUUCAGUUUGCUUACCACUUUGCACACACAGUAAAAUAUCAUCUAAGCUACCAUCACAACAUACCAAUUGAACACAAGUUUUCAGAGCGAAAAGGUUUUGAAAAGGAGCUGUAUGAAAAUGGAACAUUUGGGAUGACACGAUCGCUGUGAAAAGGUAGCUCACACAUUUGAAGUGCCUACUACAUUAGGUUUCACUAACCAUCUGGAACUCGAAAUGAUGUUAGAUGUGCAGGCAUGUUUAUAAUUAUCACUGAGUGUCAGGUUCACUUGCUACAUGUACGUCCAAGCUGUAUUGUCGUUUGAUUAUCUCUUUGUGUCAAAGGCAGAUAGUUCUAUUUUGUACAAUUUAUACUAGUAGAAAGUGCUAUAUUUGUAAGCAAAGGACCCAUGAAAUAUGCUUGUUUAGAAGGAAUUCUGGUACACAUAAAUUGAAAGACCACUGAUUGUAUGAAAGCUAAUUAUGUAUAUAUAAGUGGCAACCUUUUGCCUAGCAGUAACAAGCUCAAUCUUGUAGUGUUCUUACAUUCCCAAAUUUGCAAUAAAUGUACUUAAUGAUCUA
Molecule: messenger RNA, 5960 nt
Organism: Branchiostoma belcheri (Belcher's lancelet)
Lineage: Eukaryota; Metazoa; Chordata; Leptocardii; Amphioxiformes; Branchiostomatidae
Product: ankyrin repeat and SAM domain-containing protein 6-like
Exons: 20
Coding region: 310-2883 (857 amino acids)
Molecular function (GO): protein binding
Source: RefSeq, a predicted model, not a curated record